CUGCUACCUCCAGUUAAAUAGCAAGGACACGGGAGCGAGCACACGGCCGUGUGUGAGGAUAUACUUUUUUCCGCUACCGUGGGAUUUACGACGCGGGGAUUGCAGCAUCGACGGCCAGCCGCCAGGUAAUAGCGACACACGCAGUCCGCCGCGCGUCGCAGAUCCGCGAAAAGGCCCACGAUGUCCAGCGAAGUGCAGAGACCGGACGACAGCCCCAGCACCAGCGGGGGAAGCUCGGACAUCGAACAAAGGGAGUCCGUGCCUCCUGAGCAGGAGCGGGAGCAAGCACAGCCCAAAAAGAAGGAGACCAAGAUCUCCAGUAAAACUGCUGCUAAACUUUCAACUAGUGCCAAGAGGAUUCAGAAAGAGCUGGCAGAAAUAACACUAGACCCGCCUCCAAACUGCAGUGCCGGCCCCAAAGGAGACAACAUCUAUGAGUGGAGGUCGACCAUCCUGGGACCACCGGGCUCCGUGUACGAGGGAGGCGUCUUCUUCCUGGACAUCGCCUUCACGCCAGAUUACCCCUUCAAACCCCCCAAGGUAACGUUUCGUACGAGGAUCUAUCACUGCAACAUCAACAGUCAGGGCGUGAUCUGCCUGGACAUCCUGAAGGACAACUGGAGCCCCGCCCUCACCAUCUCCAAGGUCCUGCUGUCCAUCUGCUCCCUGCUCACAGACUGUAACCCAGCCGACCCUCUGGUGGGAAGCAUCGCCACACAGUACCUGACCAACAGAACAGAGCAUGACAGAAUAGCCAAACAAUGGACGAAGAGAUACGCCACAUAGACUCGCCGCUGUUAGCCCCGCCCCUCUUCAUGUCCCUCCCUCCCUCUCUCCCUUCGCUGUACCUCUCUCUACCUCUCUCUCACCCCUUUAGUCUGUCAAAGCACACUCACUCAGUGCAACAGUAUCACCUCUUCCUCCUCCUCCUCCUCCCCUCAAACAUUUUAUCUACCUUUUCUGUGUAAAAAAAAAACAAAAGAAAGAAAAUCAAACGACAACAAAAGACAAAAGUCCUCUUGUUCCUUGUUGACUUGAAAACGUCUUUUUUAUACAAAGAUUUGAGGGAUUUUUAUUUUCCAAUAUGUGAAUGUUGGAAGUAAAAAAAAAAAAAAUCAACAUAAUUGUAUAAUUAUCAUGCGUAUGGAAGAGGAUUAGGAUUAGGGUCACACAUGAACAAAUAAGUCAGAAUUCUGAGAAGAAAUUUAGAAUUCUGUUAAAAUUCUAAUAUGAAAGCUCGGAAUUUUUAUUUUUUUCACAGAAAAACAUUUUGAAAUGAAAGUUUCUUUCUAGAAUUGUGGCUCAAAUUAGAGUCAGACUUUAUAACUCAUAAUUCAGAGAUUUUUUAAUCUCAGAGUUCAGAUACAUUUCUGAGAUUUAUAUUCUGAGAAUUUUUUUCACAGAAAUGUUCUCAAAAUUCUAAAAAUUUAAUAAUUUUUCUCUUAGAAUUCUGACUCUAAUCUCAGAAUUCUGAUGAAUAAAUCUGUAUUCUGAGAUUAGAGUCAGACUUUGGCAAAAAACUGAAUUCUGACUCUAAUCAUAAAAGAUUAUUUUUCUCAGACAUUUUCUCAAAAUUCUGAAAAAUAAAAUGUAGAUGAAAGUCAGCAUUUUGACUUUUCUUAAAAUUCUGACUCUAAUCAGAGAAUUCAGAGCCAAAAAAGUUUUUUUCCCCUACAAAUUCUGGCUCUAAUCUCAGAAAUCUGAUGAGUAAAUCUGUAUUCUGAGAUUAGAGUCAGAUUUUGGCAGAAAAAAAUAAAAAUUCUGUCUCUAAUCUCAAAAGUUUUUUCUCAGAAAUGUCUGAAAACUAAAUGUUAGUUUUUUGGCUAAAGCCUGACUCAAAUCUCAGAGUUCUGUCUGUAUUCUGACUCUUCUUCUCCUCCUCCUCCUCAUGCGUGCACACGCGUUGUUUCUUCAGCUCCACAGUAAAUAAAGUAUUCUGGUUUUCUUCGAGGCUCCUGGAACAAACGUGCAGAACAUAAAGUAAAUGCUUUGACUUUGUUUUUCUUUCUUUUCUCUGUGUUUGUCAUUGAUGAUGUGAUCUGCAUGGAACAGGAAGGUUGUUUUUGUUGUUUUUGUUGGGGUUUUUUUUGCGUCGAUGGCUCCUUCAUGCUUUUUAAACUUCCUCUGAUUUUCUUUGUACUGUAUGUAUUUUUUCAAAGGCUUUUGAGGCAGACCACAGAUGUAUAGGGUCUGCCUGUGAGAGGCAGGACGUGUUUAUUUACUGGCUAUAGCGCCACCUCUGCCAAUGCAGAGUGGUUUGUUGUGCACUUGUAUUACUGAAGCACCCAAUAAAACACACUGUGGUUGGCUCGUGAGUUCAAAAAAACGCUUGUUUCUUGUUGGGGUUUUUUUUGGAUUAUUUCUCACCUCUCCACUGACUCCAUGUCUCACGUGAAUGUGGUCGUAAAAGUUUACAGCGGGAAACAUGUUUACACUUCCUCUUAUCAGACAGUGUAUCUGUGGGAUUAUGACUCCCCUCGCUGCUCUCUCGUGUAUCUUUAUUACCCCUGACACUGAAGUUUGAUGUUUUAAUCUGUUCGUCUGCUGCUCGCCACAAAAAGAACUCGUGAGCGGAGCUCAAUAAAAUCACAUUUGACGGACAGAGAAAUUGUUUACGUGACAGAAACGUGUGAAAUUUACAGCGUGGAGAUUAGAAAGGUGAGCGUUAAAGCUGUAGCACGUAACUUUAAAUAAACAAACGUCUUAAGGGCU
This is a messenger RNA of Solea senegalensis (Senegalese sole), 2712 nucleotides long. Its product is annotated as ubiquitin-conjugating enzyme E2 E2. Lineage: Eukaryota; Metazoa; Chordata; Actinopteri; Pleuronectiformes; Soleidae. The record is from RefSeq and is a predicted model, not a curated record. The transcript has 6 exons. Gene Ontology annotation, cellular component: nucleus. The coding region runs from base 181 to 786 and encodes 201 amino acids. Gene Ontology annotation, molecular function: ubiquitin conjugating enzyme activity. Gene Ontology annotation, biological process: protein polyubiquitination.